AUGCCCCAGGUUUUCCUCAGCACCAGGAGAGGGUCUUGGAUCCUGAAUCGUGUAGCAGACUAUGGAUAUCCUUUUGAUGUGUUAUUCUCUUCUCGAUAUAAACAUUUUCUUUCGAAGAUUUGUGGUCAAUCAUUAGUAAACAGUUUUUUGGAGAAAAAGAUGAACCAAAGGUUUGACCACGAGAUGUUUGGCCUAAAGCCUAAACACAGAGCUCUGAGUCAACAUCCAACGCUGAAUGAUGACCUGCCAAAUCGUAUAAUAUCUGGCUUGGUGAAGGUGAAAGGCAACGUGAAGGAAUUCACAGAAACGGCUGCCAUAUUUGAAGAUGGCUCCAGGGAGGACAACAUGGAUGCUGUCAUCUUUGCCACAGGCUAUACCUUCGCCUUCCCUUUUCUUGAAGAUUCUGUCCAAGUAGUCAAAAACAAGAUUUCCCUGUAUAAAAACGUCUUCCCUCCAAACCUGGAAAAGCCAACUCUUGCAAUCAUAGGCUUGAUCCAGCCCUCGGGUGCCAUUAUGCCCAUUUCAGAGCUGCAAGGACGCUGGGUCACUCAAGUAUUUAAAGGUUUGAAGAAUGUCCCAUGGCAGAAGGAUCUGAUUUGCUCAGUAUCACUUCCAAGGGUUGAACCAGAACCAAGGAGCCAUGGCUUUUGUCUUCUCUGCUUCAGGUAUGUGGAGAGCCAACGCCAUACCAUUCAGGUAGACUACAUAGAUACCAUGGAAGAGCUUGCUGAUCUGGUGGGCGUCAGGCCCAAUCUGCUGUCUCUGGCCUUCACUGACCCCAAAUUGGCAGUACAGCUAUUUUGGGGACCCUGCACUCCAAUCCAGUAUCGUCUUCAAGGCCCUGGAAAAUGGGAUGGAGCCCGAAAAGCUAUCCUCACCACAGAAGAUCGUAUCAGGAAGCCAAUGAUGACUAGAGUGAUUGAAAGCAGUAAUUCCACGACUUCAGCAAUAACAAUGGCCAGGUUUAUGCUGGCUGUUGCUUUCUUUGCUGUACUUAUGACCUACCUUUAGCUGUCCCAUUUGUCAUUGCCCUAGUUUUCUUUGGAAAACUGGAUCUACAGAUGCCUUAAGAAUCUGAUGAGAUUGAACCACUCUCAGCUUCACAUUGCCCAGGAAUCUACUUUUAUUGCUUUUACCAAAGCAUUAAUCCUCGGUCCCCUUUUCCCUAGAGUGAGAUGCUAGCUUUUCAUUCAUAUUGAUUUCCCUCCCUUCCUUUUAUGACCCAUCACUUUUUCCUUUUAGUAUGCCCUGAACUGUGAGCUCAGGUAUUCUUUUAGCCAUCUUUGCUUGUCCUUAGCAGACUUCUUUACAUGUGGCAUGUGCUUAAUAAAUGUUUGUUUUCAUUUAUCAGAUAUUACGGUGGGGCGCAUAAGUCAAUAUCUGUAUAAGAAAUGGGUGACUCCAUGUAAUUCUGUAGCUGAUAGGAUAUGGUUU
Messenger RNA from Odobenus rosmarus divergens (Pacific walrus), 1434 nucleotides. Its product is annotated as flavin containing monooxygenase 5. NCBI's taxonomy places the organism in Eukaryota, Metazoa, Chordata, Mammalia, Carnivora, Odobenidae. The record is from RefSeq and is a predicted model, not a curated record. Gene Ontology annotation, molecular function: NADP binding; N,N-dimethylaniline monooxygenase activity; flavin adenine dinucleotide binding. Bases 1 to 1011 code for a protein of 336 amino acids. The transcript is spliced from 4 exons.